CAGCACACUUUUUCGCUUCACAUCGCUUCGCUCCACCGAAAAGUGAUACACACGGAAAAAUCGCAAGCAUUCAUUCACCGAAUACAGAGGCGAGAAGCGCGACCGCCUGCAAGAAACGUGCCAUAAAAGGCAACCGAAAAAUAGUGGAGACCACUCAAAAUUAACUGUGAAUCGCAGAGAUAACGGUGCAAUUUGACUUUUUGUUUGUGUGUGUGCAACUGUAAAGGAGGAAAAUACAUAUUAAAACCAAGCGAACGUUCUGCAUUUCCAUUCGUAUCUGUGUGCGCAAGUGUGCGUGUGUGUUGGGGCCACGUGAAGGCGAAGGCGCGCAACAACAGCGAGCGGAGGGGAAAGAGAGGGAGCGGUAGAGGUAGAGAAAGUGACAGUGACAGUGACAGUGCUGGUAGAAAAGCGAAACCGAAAGUGAAAAUUGAAUACGAACAGCAACGGGUGCGGAUCCUUCAACAGCCGUAAUCUGUUGAAUAUAGAAUGACGUUGCACACAAAAAUCAAUGUGAGGCAUAAAAAAGAAACAGCAAAAGCAACAGUAACAGCAGCAACGGUAACGGUACCAUCAGCAGCAGCAACAACAACGCGCUUUUCGCACAGAUAAAGAGAGCGAGAUAGCUCAAGCUUAAGCAGCGUAAGAAGCGGAGCAGCAGCUAACGGUACCCAAAUCGCGAAGUCAGCGCAGUCAAGUGCAACAGCAGUUACAACAACAACAUCGCCUGCUUUUUUGCAUCAUCCUUCGCUUUAAUAACUGUUGAAGGCAAAGUCGGUGGGACAGAGACAGAGUCAGGACCAAACGCCGAGAAAGAGAGAGAGAGGAGGGAAAGAGGAAGUCAAAACGAGCGGAAGAGGAAGCAGAUAAACGAAAUGAAGCCAUCGGAUUUGUUGUUGGUCCUGGAGAAGGUCAAGUUCAGGGUGCCCCUGCCGCCGGGAGUCAGCUCGACGACGCUUCUGCCGAAGCUCAUCCGCACCAAGGACGUGAAGCAGCUGCAGGACGGCAACGCACAGCCACAGAAGCCCAAGCUAACGAAAUGUCUGAACACGCUGGACCUGACCUCGCUGGGCAUUGGCUCCUGCUGCGGCACGGGCAUGUACCUGGUGGCCGGCAUGGUGGCCCAGAAGAUAGCCGGACCCGGUGUGAUUAUUAGUUUUAUUAUAGCCGCCAUAGCGAGUAUAUUCUCAGGCGCCUGCUAUGCGGAGUUUGGCGUUCGUGUGCCGCACACAUCCGGCUCGGCCUAUAUGUAUUCAUAUGUGGCGGUUGGAGAAUUUGUAGCUUUUAUAAUUGGUUGGAACAUGAUAUUGGAAUAUCUAAUAGGAACAAGUGCCUGUGCCUGUGCGUUAAGUUCUAGUUUCGAUUCCCUGACUGGCAAUACCAUAGCGCGUACGAUAAGCGAGUCCAUUGGCACGAUAUUCGGCAAACCGCCGGACUUUAUUGCCUUUGGUAUUACACUGCUGAUGACUUGCGUUUUGGCGAUGGGCGCCAGCAAGUCGGUCAUUUUCAAUCACUCCCUUAAUGCCAUCAACCUGGCCACGUGGGUGUUCGUGAUGGCCGCUGGGCUCUUCUAUGUGGACACCAAGACGUGGUCGGAGCACCAGGGUUUUCUGCCCUAUGGCUGGAGUGGCGUAUUUUCUGGUGCCGCCACCUGUUUCUAUGCAUUUAUCGGUUUCGAUAUCAUUGCGACAACCGGUGAGGAGGCGCACAAUCCGCAAAAGAGCAUUCCCAAGGCGAUUGUUGGUUCUCUGGUCGUAGUGCUAAUUGCCUACGUCAGCGUUAGUCUAGUCCUUACUUUAGUGGUUCCCUAUGAUCACAUCAAUACGGGAGCAGCACUGGUGCAGAUGUGGUCGUAUGUGAAUGCUCCCAAGUGCCGUGCUGUGGUAGCCAUUGGCGCCACUGCCGGCCUCUCGGUGGCUAUGUUCGGCUCAAUGUUCCCCAUGCCGCGCGUCAUCUACGCCAUGGCCCAGGACGGUCUGAUCUUCAGGCAACUGUCACAGCUGUGGCAGCGCACCAAUGUGCCCGGCUUGGCAACGAUCGGCAGCGGAGUGGCCGCCGCUCUGGUCGCUCUUACCGUGCGCCUGGAGAUCCUCGUCGAGAUGAUGUCCAUUGGCACUCUGCUGGCCUAUACGCUGGUAUCCACCUGUGUGUUGGUUCUGCGCUAUCAGCCGCACAGCACCUCGCUGGUGGAGCUGCUGCCAGCCCAGCUGCGCACUCCGGUGGCGCCUGGUACAGCCAGUGAUUCCCGCGCCCAUGUCACACCCGCCGAGGUGCUGGAGGUGCCCGGGAAGCUGACCAUCAAGCGCGUGACACGUGGCAUGUCCGACUCAGACGACUCCUUCAUCGAUGACAGCCCAGAGGGCUUCCUAGGUGGACGCGAUGAUCAGUUUCUGGUCUCCGAUCGAUCCGAGAAUAAGUUCUAUGGCAGUGUGCAUGGAGCACCGACUGGACCCACCGGCCAGGCGACAGCCUUCGAUGCCAUGGGCCUGAACUUUGUUACCCGGAAGAUUCAUGACUAUGCGUACCUGUGCCCCGGCUUUUUCCCCUGGAUAAAUCCCGGUCAGGCCACCACCGAAAGUGGCAUGUACGUCACCAAGCUAGUGGGCAUCAUGUUCGGUCUCAUAUUCUUCCUGGACCUGUUCGCGGCCAUUGGGUGGUCCGGUGGCCUCGCCGCAUUCAUUUAUUUCAUUUUGUUUAUCGGCAUAUUUGUGAUACUAUUGAUUAUAUCGAGGCAGCCGCAAAAUAGAUAUGCGCUGGCUUUCCUUACGCCCGGACUACCGUUCAUCCCGGCCAUUGCCAUUACGGUGAACAUCUAUCUGAUAUUCAAGCUGAGCAUCCUUACGCUCGUCCGCUUUACCGUCUGGAUGUCGCUGGGUUUCGUCAUGUAUUUCUACUACGGCAUCACGCACAGCAGCCUGGAGCAGGCCAGCGAUGAUCUGGAAUUGCAUGUGGACAAGGAUUAUAGCAAAAACGUCGAGGAGAAGGCCGUGUGGGAUCAACAGUCGUAUAACCAGACCCAUGAGCCCGUCUGGGCCAGCAAGGAAGUGAAGCAGCCUUCGAAGCAACGCUAUAACUAUGGAAAAUCAUCGACGGCUUCAUCGUCGGCACAGGGCACCUCUAGGGGAGGCACCGAAAGCGGAAGCAGUGCGGCGACAAAGGCGCCGGGCAGAAACAGUGCUGGCCCCACACGACCCGUGCCGCCGCCACCGCCCACUGGCGUUGGCCAGACAAAGGGUCCGCCGAUGGAGCGCCAAUAUACCGGCCAGUUCAGCAUGUUUGUGGACGAGGGUCAGUUCCCGACGUGGGAGGACUAAGCUGUUGUUGCCACCAGAAACUACCAACACGGAGUCCCAGUAUGUUACAAUUCCCAGUCCCAACCACGAUCCUCAUUCCCGUAAGAAAAGCAGCGUUAGCCCAAACCAAGCUCGAUCUCGAUGGCAGUCGAUGGAGAAGGACCUCUCUAUCUCCUCUGCCGGGUGCUGCUCACUCACUUGUAAAUACGAUUAGAGAUGUUAAGUUUAACGAUAUAUGGCCAGGUGUGUCGCUACCGAGAGGCAGAAGCAGAAGCUACAGCAUUCCCCAUUUACAAGGCUUGAUUAAGAGCCAAGAGGGGCGACGGCGGAGUCACUGUUCACCGUUCACUGUUCACCGUGCACUGUGCUCCGUGAGUCGCGAGCUCACCAUUAUACACCAUAUCAUAUACCAUUUACAAUAUAUAUAUAUAUAUACAUAAUAUAUAUUGAUUAUACAAACAAAUAUAUAUAUACAUAUAUAGCGAAAAGGGUUAUUAGUUCAGCAAAGAGUUACAGUGCAAAGUUAUCGAAUUCCAUUUACCCGAAAACCUUGCGAUUAGCAAUAAGCGAGAGAAUCGAGAAAGCAAAACCAACAGAUAUCCGAUAGCCAAUAAACGAUUGUGCUCAAGACCGAUUGACCAUCGUUUUGGGUGACGUUUGUCAAUCGGCAUUUAGCACAAGACCCAGGAUACCCGCCCCAAGUAAUACCAGUAAUACAUAUGUAUGCAUAUUUUGUGAACUUGUUCAGCACGGAGAGGAGCAUAUGACGUCCUCGUGCAUAUAUCCAUCCGUGGCGGUGCGUUUGGGGACUGGCAACUUCGUGCACAACUGUACAUUCUAGGCACCAACACAACAGCAGCUGCAGUGCCCCACACUCACCGCCACGCAGGCAGUAUAGUUGAUACCCUGGGUUUUUGGAGAGAUCAGGGCCGCAGGGAAAGAUCAGGAGUACGGCCUACGGACUACCCACACUAUGAGAUCUAAAAGAAACACGUACCUUAUGUAUUUAUGAUUCUAUUGUUGUUUACAUAUAUAUUUACGCUAUGCAUUUUAUACGGCGCUGGGUGGUACUGUCAACCGUCCCAAGCCCCCCGUCGUCGUCUCACUCGAUCUAUCUCAAAAUGUUAUUUGUUUUAAUUUUUUGUAUCCUAGAGGCUCGCUCGCGCUAAGCUAAAACUCAUUUUUAAGCGGCAUUUCGCAUUCGUUGUAAUACAAUAAUUCAUUUUACUUAUCGAAUACCAAGGCAAAACCAAAAUUAUAUGAAUAUGCAUAUAUAUUUAUGAGAAUUACCAUAUAAACAAAUACCAAAGGAAUACCAAAUAUUUACUUAUCGAAGCUAUUCAAACUUAAACCAAGAAUAUAAACGAUGGCAAGCAUAAAACUACAAAUAUGUAUAAACACGAGGAUAACUUAAACAAAAAUCAAAUAAUGAUGAUGAUGAUGAUGAAAGCAAAAACAAAAACUAAAACAAAAAAAAUAACAUUUACAUUUACGUACGAGCAUACUUUUUUCCACUUUAUAUACUAUGUACAAGCAAACCAUGCGUAACUAACUAUUUUUAACUAAAUUACACACAAGUAUAUGGCAAAGUUAAAGCAAAAUCAACAAAUUUUUAAGAAUAAUAAUACUUCUGAUCAUUUAUUCGAAUUUGUAUUCCACGACUCUGUACAUACACAAAAUCCCCACACAAACACAACACGAACACAAGCCAGAACUCAAUGACCUAGGGUUAGUUCUCGACUCGAUCUAGCCCCGCAACAGCGCAAAACAACUAUUUAUAUACGAACCUACCGUCUAAGACAUUCGAUUUAUAGCUUAAUUUCGACUGAUUUCGUUCGAUUACACUCCCCUCCAUUCCAUAUUUAAUCUCCAGUUCAAUCCGUUAAUCCAUUCAAUUUCGAGUGCCAAAUCAAUAUGCACGACGCACUCCCUAAACCAGUAGGUAGCAGCAAUCGAACAACUGAAUACAGAUAUCGAACUAUGUAUGCAGUUAAUCACGCACUCACUUCAAAUUCCUGGUUUCUCUGGACCAACUACUUAAGCUAUAGUCCUGCACUAUGAACUACAUGCAUAUAUGUAUUCAAGCCACACUUUAGUUAAACGAAAUAUCGAAUUGUCAAAACCUAAAGCGAUGAAUUGGUUCGAUAACACGAUUUGUACAUACACCAGAGGCAUACAGGCAGAGAAACAGUGCGUAUGUAUAUUUUUAUGAACGCUACACGACAAAGAAUCAACUAUAAAGAAACGAUACUCAGAAGCAGAAGCAUCAACUAAAGAAUAACAUAUCCUACCACACAGCUUAAAGUUGAGACCUCUAUCUAAUGGAACCUGUCGAGCCCACAUUCCUCCGAUAGUUUCGAUAGCCGACCGCCAUUUACCACCGACCAAGACAGUCCCAUAACGAGCUAGAGUCGAUAUUUUUUUCCUUUACACAGUUGGGUCAAACCUUUUAGUUGAACUGAAGAAUUUACGCGGACUAAGGUGUAUGUUAGCGGCAACUGUCUGCCGGGUGUGCGCUCGGAAGAGGUCCCUCCCGAUAUGGUACAUAUUUAUGUAACAACAGAUACGGCUCAGUACAGGCAAUCCAGCAACUGCGGGCUAAAACAGCUUGCUCUUCCACCUUUCGGCUAUUUCGGUACCACCAAGUUAAGAUAACUGUUAUGGGAAUAUGAUAGAUUUAAUAGAUUUUCUACAGUUCCAAUUUGAAGCGAAUAGAAUGAAACAAAUCAAGUAAACUUAACAAUAUAUCGAUAAAUGUGAAGGGAAAAACAAAAAGCUUCCGUUGACAAACGUAUGCAUUUUACUAUAACCUAUGGUUUACUUUAUUAAUCCUUCGAACGGAGAAAUAAGAACAACAAAAAACUAAACACUUGAGAAAAAGAAACAAAGAACAAAAAAACACAGGGAACACUUACUCUUACUCUACUGUCUGUGUAUGCUCACUGUAAUUGUAACUGCAAGAGUGACAGUAACUUUAACAGUAACUGUAAAAUUUGCUUUAAGAGUAACUUUAAUAGUAACUGUGGCAGUAACUGUAACUUUAACUGACAACUGUUGGCAGGCUGAGAAUAAGAAUCAGAAAAGGAACAGCACACCGAAACCGGAAGUGACGGAACAGGAAGGACGCACAUAAACACGCAUAGACAAGCACACAUGCCGAAACACAAGUAUUUGAUGACAAUUCUAAAACCGAAAGCAACGCCAACCGAUAUUUACCAAAGAGCCAAGCCUAAUUAUGACAAACAACUAUAAAUAAUCCACAUUUGAUUGUUUGAUUGAUUGGAAAAUGCAUUAGACGAUUGUUUCUUUGAUUGAUUUACCAGCUGAAUAUAACGUACCUAAGUUUUUGUUUAUUUCAUAAGACUGAAUUACUGGAAUAUGAUUUAUUUUAAACGUGUAUAUAAUUAAGGUCUAAUAGCAAACUUUACAACUUUUACUAAUGAAGCAUCAAAAUUUUUGAAAUUAUUCUGUACUAAUUUAUCUAAACGAAAAUCUAAGAAAAAUUCAAAAAAAAAAAAGGGAGAAGAAAUCGACGAGAAAAAGUGAUGAAGGAUGACGGAGUCGAGAGCGAAUGAAGUUAAUAUACAACUUUUAACGUAUGCGGGAAAGUCCCGAUAUGAUGAUACAUAUAUA
This is a messenger RNA of Drosophila kikkawai, 6926 nucleotides long. RefSeq names its product solute carrier family 7 member 14. NCBI's taxonomy places the organism in Eukaryota, Metazoa, Arthropoda, Insecta, Diptera, Drosophilidae. The record is from RefSeq and is a predicted model, not a curated record. Gene Ontology annotation, molecular function: amino acid transmembrane transporter activity. Gene Ontology annotation, cellular component: plasma membrane. Gene Ontology annotation, biological process: transmembrane transport; amino acid transport.